UCUUACUUUCAUUCUAAGUCGCUGCAGUUCAGAGCAGCAAGUGCUCUGUGCAGAGGCUUGGCUCUCCCCUGGAGGUGAGCAGACACUCUCGCUGGUGAAGAAAGCCAAGUCUGGAGAUGCAGCUCUUUACAGGGUGAAAGAUGCAUUGUUGUUCAUUUCUCAAGCACUAUGCUAGACAGCUACAGGCUGAAAAGUGUCUGCAGUUUGCCGUUUGUUUGUCAUAAGAAAAUAAAUACAGUUGGAACCAGUAAUGCAGAUAUCCCUUUGGCUGAUCCCGGAAUGUACCAGUUGGACAUCACGCUAAGAAGGGGUCAAAGUUUAGCUGCCCGGGAUCGAGGAGGGACAAGUGAUCCAUAUGUGAAGUUUAAGAUCGGAAGAAAAGAAGUUUUUAGAAGUAAAAUUAUACAUAAGAACCUGAAUCCUGUGUGGGAGGAAAAGGCUUGCAUUCUUGUUGAACAUCUUAGAGAGCCACUGUAUAUCAAGGUAUUUGACUAUGAUUUUGGACUGCAAGAUGACUUUAUGGGCUCAGCCUUUCUCGAUCUCACACAAUUGGAGUUAAACAGGUCCACGGAUGUAUCCUUAACUCUGAAAGAUCCCCAUUACCCUGACCAUGACCUUGGAAUCAUUUUGCUGUCAGUCAUCCUUACCCCUAAGGAAGGAGAACCCAGGGAUGUGCAGAGUUCAAUCCAAAGCUUUCUUCAUUGGAGAAUUUAUGACAUAAAAACAAUGCUAAUGAGGAAGAGUUGGAAAAGAUCCAGUAAGGAACUCUCAGAAAAUGAAGUGUUUGGAUCUCACUUCUCUGUGCAGUCUUUCUUUUGGAGGUUUCAGACUCAAAGCUUACGUCUGUCAGACCAGCACAGGAAAUCACACCUGUGGAGAGGAAUCGUUAGCAUCACCUUGAUUGAGGGCCGAGACCUCAAAGCAAUGGAUUCCAACGGGCUGAGUGAUCCCUAUGUGAAGUUCCGGCUCGGGCAUCAGAAGUACAAGAGCAAGAUUAUGCCCAAAACUUUGAAUCCCCAGUGGAGGGAGCAGUUUGAUUUCCAUCUCUAUGAAGAAAGAGGAGGGAUCAUUGACAUCACUGCCUGGGACAAGGAUGCUGGGAAAAGGGAUGAUUUUAUUGGAAGGUGCCAGGUUGACCUGUCGUCCCUCAGUAGGGAACAAACGCACAAGCUGGAGUUACAGCUGGAAGAGGGUGAGGGCCACCUGGUUCUGCUUGUCACUCUGACAGCCUCGGCCACAGUCAGUAUCUCCGACCUCUCUGUCCACUCCCUGGAGGACCAGAAGGAGCGGGGGGAGAUAUUAAAGAGAUAUAGCCCACUGAAGAUAUUUAACAACCUAAAAGAUGUGGGAUUUCUCCAAGUGAGAGUCAUCAGGGCUGAAGGUUUGAUGGCUGCUGACGUCACAGGCAAAAGUGAUCCAUUUUGUGUAGUAGAACUGAACAACGAUAGACUGCUAACACACACUGUCUACAAAAACCUCAAUCCUGAGUGGAACAAAGUGUUCACAUUCAACAUUAAAGACAUUCAUUCAGUCCUGGAAGUGACAGUUUAUGAUGAAGACCGUGACCGGAGUGCCGACUUUCUGGGCAGAGUUGCUAUACCAUUGCUGUCUAUUCAAAAUGGUGAACAGAAAGCCUACGUCCUGAAAAACAAGCAGCUGACAGGGCCAACAAAGGGGGUCAUCUAUCUUGAAAUAGAUGUGAUUUUUAAUGCUGUGAAAGCCAGCUUACGAACAUUAGUACCCAAAGAACAGAAGUACAUUGAAGAGGAAAACAGGCUCUCCAAACAGCUGCUUCUGAGAAACUUCAUCAGAACGAAGCGUUGUGUCAUGGUGCUGGUAAAUGCUGCGUACUACGUUAACAGUUGCUUUGAUUGGGAUUCACCCCCAAGGAGUCUUGCUGCUUUUGUGAGUGAUCCCAGAACAAAGCAGGAAGAAGGAGUGGUACAUAGCAAGUCUCCACACCGAAUGACUCAUGUCUUCAAAGCCCCAGCCUUGCCACAGGACUCCACCCCUCAGUCCCUCUUCCUCUUUGUUGUCUGGAACUUUGAGCUCUAUAUGAUACCACUUUUGCUAUUGUUACUCCUGACCUGGAACUACUUCCUCAUAAUAUCGGGGAAAGAUACCAGGCAACGAGAUACGGUAGUGGAGGACAUGCUAGAGGACGAGGAGGAAGAAGAUGACAAAGAUGACAAGGAUGGUGAAAAAAAAGGAUUUAUAAAUAAAAUCUAUGCCAUUCAAGAAGUCUGCAUUAGUGUCCAGAACAUCCUAGAUGAAGUGGCUUCCUUUGGCGAAAGGAUAAAGAAUACUUUCAACUGGACUGUCCCAUUCUUAAGCUGGCUGGCCAUUGUAGCCCUCUCUGUGUUCACAGUUAUUCUGUACUUCAUCCCACUGAGAUACAUUGUUCUUGUCUGGGGAAUUAAUAAAUUUACAAAAAAGCUUCGGAGUCCAUAUGCAAUUGAUAACAAUGAACUACUUGACUUCCUUUCCAGAGUUCCUUCAGAUGUACAAGUGGUGCAGUACCAAGAACUGAAACCAGACCAUUCUCAUAGCCCAUAUAAAAGGAAGAAAAACAACCUUGGCUAGCCAGCUCCCAGCACUGAAGAGACCAGCAUGUUUGGGAAGAUAAAAGAAAAACCCUUCAGCCUCGGCAGCAUUUCCUUUCUUUCUGCUUUUUAUUUAUUUUCCCUUUUUAUUAUGAGGAAAUUUGUAAAUAGUGUACAAAAGGCAUAUGUCUUUGAAAAUAUACUUCCAUUGUACAGACUCAACUUGAUAAAGGAUUUUAGCUGGUGGAGUAUGGAAGCCUUGUUAGUUAUAGAUAAUAUAACCAACUGAAAGAAUAAAAAUAAUGGUUAUAAAACUGGAAGAAACAUAUCUCUAGAAUUAUAAGUGAAAGAACCAGAGUAUCAGAUUAAAUGCUCAAUUGUACUCUGGUUAACCCUACAUAAAAUAUAAAUGCUGAUUUGUUCUUUAGGUUUGUUGUAAUGUGACUAUUUCUUACGUGAAAAGUAAGUCACUAUUUUUUUUUUUAUGUUUAUACAGUUCAAAAGGGGGGGGGACCCCAAAUCUUGAAUAAUGGGAUGUUGCAUUUCAAUGUAACAUACAUUCUGACUUUCAUUCCUGUGUAAGUAAGCCCCUUCUGUAUGUCUAAGGCUGAUUUUACGCUCAGGAGUACAGGCACAUUCAUAUACUUGGCUGUUUCCUUACACACAAUCCCUUAAGAGAAUCAGAGAGUUUACGAAUAAAACUUGUAAGCCUUCUAUCAUUCCAUCUAAAACCUUAAAAUCUCUCCAGAAUUAUAUUAAAUAAAUACUGCCAGGUUUAUAAAUGGUUAUCAGGAUUUUUAUAUAUAUAUAUUUAUCAAUAUUUAAUUUAUACUGUUAUCAAAUUAGCAAGCCAAUUCAGUUGUCAAAAAUACUAGCAAACUAAAUCCAUACUGCAUUUGGUGUUAAAUUAUGCCCUUGCACAUCUUAACAAAAAAAAAAAAUUAAGUAUCCUCACGGAAAAAUAACAACAAAACAGUAUCUGCUUUCUCAUUAGACUAGUAACAUGCUUUAAUAUUAUAAUACAUACUAUGAAUUUUAUUACUGAGUUUUAAUGUAGAGAAUGCAGUGGACUAAGUGCAAGGCCAGUGUGAAGAAAGAUCACUGAUAAUGCAUGAAAACCUGUUUUGUAAAAUAAACUUUUAAAGUGGUUACCAUUAAAAAUGUUUCCCUAACCACACUCUAUCUUCAACAGUGCAUUCCUAAAACUAACUCCAGGGUCUAUCAAGGGAACAUACCUCUGCAGAGUUAACGUGGUUAGUGAGAAUGUCCUCACUGACUUGUUAAAAGUAUCAAACUCAGUGGAAAUUGCUCGAGACAAUGUUUUGCACUACUUUAUUAAUUGCUAUUAAUAAAUAACGGGUGGGAUGAAGGUGGGGGGCUUGCUGGAGAAUGUAGAAAAGCAGAACUAUAUAUUUCACUCUAAAGAAUUCUUUAAAUCUCAUCAAAGCUGAUUUUUAAAGUAUUUUUAUUUUAGAAAUAUGUUGUUAAAUACUAUUUCUUAUAAUAGAACUAUUUUGAUGUUUAUACACUAUGCUUGGAAGAAUGUUGACUAAAUUCCCUUUCUACAGAAAGGCUUUGACCUCACUUCAACAUGCUCUAUUUAGUCUAUCAUGUUUAAAAUGACAUGCUUACAUCUGCAUUCCUUCACUGUUUGUGGCAAAAACAUACUUUAUGAAGCUGACCUACUACAAACUUUAUUGAUGAGAUCAUUUGUUUGGUUAUCAGUUCUGAUUAUACCUGGGUGAGAUUUAUGUUCUGUGCUGACAGUCUCUACUCAAAUGUCUAUAAGCCUGACAUUCUAUAACCUCAAAUGUACCUAUUGGAUGUAACCAUUAACAGAUGACAAAGUUUUGUUUCAUUGUGUAAGAUUUCAGAUGUUUAGUUCAAUAGUGAUGUUGACUACAUACUCACUGCAUUAAACACAAAAGAAAAGAAUCA
This is a messenger RNA of Cricetulus griseus (Chinese hamster), 4481 nucleotides long. The record is from RefSeq and is a predicted model, not a curated record. NCBI's taxonomy places the organism in Eukaryota, Metazoa, Chordata, Mammalia, Rodentia, Cricetidae.